Messenger RNA from Astrephomene gubernaculifera, 2004 nucleotides. Lineage: Eukaryota; Viridiplantae; Chlorophyta; Chlorophyceae; Chlamydomonadales; Astrephomenaceae. The record is from the annotation of a GenBank genome assembly.
GGGGCCGGUGCUGGAGCCUCUGGGCAGGGCGGCAGCGGCGGCAGGGGCAGCAGGCGGGGCAGGCGGGGCAGCCGGCACCGGGGCCCUGCCUCCGCCCCCGCUUCCACUGUCAGGUCUGCGGGAGGUGGUGGUGGAGUGUCAGCUUCUGCUGGAGGCGCCGGCCGCCCUGACCUCCCUCGCCCACCUGCCCGCCCUCUCCGCCCUCACCCUCACCGGCCUUCCGCUCUCCCCCUCCUCCGCCCCCGCCACCGCCGCCGCCCUCGCCGCCCUCACCCGCCUCACCGCCCUCACGCUCACCUUUGAGCACCGCUACGCCGCGGGGCCCGCGGAGCAGCACCUGGCAGCUGCCCUGCGCUGCUUGACACGACUGAACUACUUGGGUUUGGACUUCAUCAUGGACACCGGAGCAGGGGGCGGAGGGGCGCGAGGAGGAGGUGGAGGUGGAGGGAGUGGAAACCUGUGGAAUGCGGGGGAGCUGCUGACAGGGGCGCUGGCGGGGUUGAGCGAGCUGAGGAGGCUGGCGCUGCCAAAGGGUUUUUUGUACGACAAGUCGCAUCCGGAAUUUCUUAGGGUGCUGGCGGGGUUGCCGUACUUGACGGAUCUGGCACUGGGAUCCAUUAUACUGAGUCCGGAAACUGCGGCUGCUGCUGUGGCUGCGGCUGCUGCUGAUGCGGUAACCCCGAGUGAGCGAGGAAGGGGACGGGCGGGUGCUGCCGUAACGUCACCUCCAGCAUCAUCAUCAGCGGCAGCGCCGGGGGGAGGUUGCGCCGGCGGCGGUGGCGGGGGUUUGGAGCCACGUACGUUGGCAUCCUUGCCAUCCUUGCCAUCGCCAUCAGCGGCGGUGGCGGUGGCGGCGGCGACGAGUACAGCACCUGCUGCUGCUGCCGUACUCGCUCGUCCCUGGCGGCGGCUGGCGCUGGGUGCUGGCAUGCCGUGCUACCUGGAGGCCCUGCUGCCCGUGCUGGGGGUGAAGAGUAACCCCGUGCUGGGGGUGAAGAGUAACCCCGUGCUGGGGGUGGGGACGGGGGUAGCAGGCGGGACAGCUGGAGCGGGCAGCGCAGCAGCAGCGGUGGUUGGGGCAGCUGGGAAUGGUAGCGAAGGAGACGGACGAGGGGCGGUGUCAACAAUGUCAGCAGAGCCGUCGACGCCACCGCCGUACAGUCCUGUACGGCAGGUGCCGUACAGCGGGGGAGGAGCUGGCGGCGGCAGCUGGGUGCACAGCAGCAGGUGUACUAAUAGCGCAGCAAGAAGGAGUUGCAGCAGGGGAAGGGUUGCUGGUGCUAGCGCUAGCAACAGCAGCCACCACCAGCGCAGCAGUACCGGCCUGGAUCUAUUGGAGCUGUCGACGCCCUGCACCCUCCAAAUGGUGCAACUGCUACCGCAAUUCGUACGACAUGACAGUGCUUGCUGCUGUAGCAGCUGUACUUCCAACACCACCCGCGCUACUGCUGCUGCAAGCACUGCUACAACUGCAACCACUGCUGCCAUGAUGAACCCUGAUCCGCCGGCGACCCCCAUUUCGCAAACACGGCCGCUGCGACCGUACAUCUGCGACGGCGGUUUUAUCAGUAGCUGUAGCAGUAGCUGUGGCGGUACCGUACGGGAAGUACGACUGCUACUGCGGCUGUCCAGCAACUGGCAGGAAGUGGUUUCGGCGCUCUCGACGGUUGGGCCGGCGCUGACGUCACUGGCGCUACAGCCUACGUACUUGUACGGCAGCGGUACGAUGAUGGGUCCGCAGGUGGUGGCGGCUGUAGCGGGGGCGCUGCCGUACUUGCGGCAUUUGGAGCUGCACCGGUUGAACACCGACCCACGGGACAUCACCUGCCUGGCGGAGCGCAUGCCGGCACUGAGGUUCAUCCUGCUGGGGGUGGCCCGUGAGGCUCUGGAGCGACGUGGACCCGGACAUGCGGCCGCCCUGGUUCGAACCCUGCUGGGGGCACUGGCGGGGGCGGGGGGGCGCAAGGCGGGGCCGGGGGCGGGGGCGGAGGCGGGGAGAGGGCC